GCCAGUGGCAGCAGGCAGGCGGACGGACGGACAGUUUAGACAAAUAGACAGACGGUGGACGGCAGGGGAAGGAUGGAUGAAUACGAAGAUGGUGAUGUUCCUUCUGUUGAGGACCUGGUGCCAUGCAACAUCUGUGGAAGACGCUUCUUUUCAAAAGUCCUGAAAAAGCAUACUUCCAUCUGCCAAAAGGCAGCGAACAAGAGGAGGAAGGUGUUUGACUCUAGUAGACAGAGAGCCGAAGGCACAGAUAUCACCACCAUUAAACCCAUCAAACCAAAGUCACACAGUUCAUCCGCCACCGAGAAAGCGGAGCCCCCCAAGAAGCCAUCUAACUGGCGCAGGAAACAUGAGGAGUUUAUUGCCACCAUCCGGGCAGCUAAGGGUGUCACCCAGGCUAUUAAAGAGGGAGGGCCUUUACCCCCACCGCCCCCUCCUUCUUACGACCCAGACUAUAUCCAGUGCCCGUACUGUCAGAGGAGGUUCGGUGAGAAUGCAGCAGAUCGACACAUCAAGUUUUGCCAAGAGCAGGCUGCUCGUAUGCCAAACAAGGGCAAGUCAGUAGAGACUAAAAAAACUCCAACUCGGACGCAGUACAAGGCUCUUGCUCCAGUGAAGAAGACCAACUCCCCUGCUGUGUCAACCAUCCCAUCCGUCUCCUCGCGCUUACCACAGAGAUCUGGCUCUGGACCAUCCACUGGAAUCCCAUCAAGUAAGACCUCUGCAGGUUCAGUGAGGAGUAUUCCGUCUGGUCUAAGUCCUUCAUCAGGUAUGGGCAGUAAGAUACGGGUGACGAACUCUGGCUAUGGCUCCGCAAAGCACACUCAAUCUGGAUUGGGACUUAACAAGCGAAAUGUCUCUAAUGUAGACAACUACAACUACAGGAAUGAUGCCAGUGCUUGUAAUGAGGUGGACAACGAUGGAAUCAAGAGCAAGUUCUGCCAUGCAUGCGGUACCAAGUAUCCUGUAGAGUCUGCCAAAUUCUGUUGCGAAUGUGGAGUCAAGAGGAUGUGCAUCUGAAGAACGAGAGAAUAGAGGAGAGGGAGAACGCAUCAUCUGAAUACGCCGAUACCCCAAAAUAGAUUCCCCACCACAUGUUACAUGGAAGAAGUAAAAUGGGCCUGAUCCCCCCCCCCCACACACACACACACAAAGACACAUGUAGAAAGAUGUUACAUUUCUCCAGAAGAGAAAAGCUUAUUUUUAUUCAUAAAUGACCCUAAAUUCAUUGUGCAAUUUUACAUUAUUAAAUAAAAGUAAUAGAUCAAGUCACUACUGGGUAUGAGCCAGUAUUUAGGACUUUGGGUCCAAGUUGACAGUAUCUGUGCGAGGACUGGUGCAUCCUCCUAGGAGAAUGGACACAUGGAGUAUAAGGGGACUGAGAGUAGGAAAAAAACUAAUGAAUCGGUUUGGAAUGUGAAAAUAGAGAGAAAGCUUGAAAGGCUACAAAGUAAGUCCUUGUGAUAGCCCUUGAAUCCCAAUCUACCUUGACCAGAAGUCCACCCCUCUUGUCCCGCUUCUCUCCAUCCCCCUCACAUUCAAAGUCUCCCCUCAUUGAAGUGCAAUAUGAUUGACUACUGAAAGAGACAGUGUGUUAUGUGAAGAGCAGGCAGACCCGAGGUUUUCUUGGGAAAGUUUUCAUGUUCAUUUGAUAGGAACCGUCCCUAACUUUUGAGUUAUUUGGCAUGACCCAUUUGGAUUUUCUGUUUGCUUCCAGGCAAGUCCUGUUUAAAACUCGUAAUGCCACCAUCUUGCGGCAGGCCUGACAUUUCUUCACAAGGGUUUUGAAGUGUAGCAUUACUCAAAACCCUAUUGAAUCUUCUGUUUUAUACACUGAAAUUGAUUAUUUUCUUAUUCUAGUUGACUCAUAGAGUAAAAAAUAAUUUUCUGCGUCUUUUUGAUGUUAUUUGAAAAAUCAAAUUUUUUGUUAAAUUUUGUAUCAAACCUUUUAGGUACAAGGAUGUGUUCUAUUUGUUAUCCCCCCCCCCCCCACAGUAUUUCUUUUUAAUCAGUAUUAAACUAAACACAGCAGGUUGUUAGGAUCAUUAGUAGGUAAUGUUCAUGUACUUGUAGCUUGCUCUAAAUGCUCAACACACUAAAGUGGAUUUACUCUAUUUUCCUGCUUAUACCUCCAAUCUGCUACUCGUGCUUAUAUAUAAAUAUAUUAAGGCACAUACAGCGUCAUCAUUGGAAAUCAGCAUCCUCUCCUUGAUUUCUGGUGUAGUGUAAAUGCUGUUCAGAUUAGGCAACCUGUGCUCGGACACAUUUGCAGAUGCGCAGUAUAUGAUGUGGGGCCGCGGAUACCUGUUAUGAAGGGUUGUUGGACUCCUUUCUUCAGUGUCAAGUGGCCUAUCCCAGCUUGCAUAUUUCAGCCUCGGUAUUAAAGGGCACCUAUUAUGCCAUUUUUCAACAAUUUAAUAUAAGUCUUUGGGGGUCCCCAAAACACGUCUUUUGAGUAUUUUUGCUGAAAAUACCACUCAAAUUCAGUGUUGUAGCAUGCCUCUAUACCCCUCUGUUGACCUCUUGUUCAGAUUACUCGGAUUGAGUAUAUGCUAAUUUUAUGCAAAUGAGCUGCUGCAGCCCACGCCCCACUCCGUGAUGUCAUUGCCAGGUGAGAACGAGAUGUAAACAGAACCUCUUUAAUCCAGUCCACCGUGUUGACUGGUACUUGAGGAUCUUCUUUGAGUGUGAAAAAUAACAAAUCAGUCAUUGUGUAUAUCGCCAUUCGCAGCUUCACUGUGCGGGCCGUGUGUACGUAGACUUGCAUGGCUUCCUCUUUGAGACAAGCAUAUGCUACUGGCAGGAUCAACCAGGUAGCCUCAUGUCGCCGAGCCCGGCUGAAUGGACUGGGCUGGGCGGACCCGAAAACCGCAGCCCCGUUGGUGGUGGGGGUGUACGGACGGGUAGGUGACGGACCCCGCAGCCGGGUUCGGUAAACAUCGGGCGGGGGUUUGACCCUCGCUUUGAGGAAGAAAAAACAUACUAAACGUGCGCUUCAGCGUGCGAGGAUUUUGAGAAAAUGUCUUCCGGGAAGCGCCGCGAGGUACACACCGAGUUCUUGGACCGGGGGGGGGGCGGCGGCGGCGGCGAACCUCGCGGCGGGAGCUGUGGGCUAAGCCCCGCCGUAGAGCUGACGAGCGGAGCAACGGAGAGGACCAGGCGCUAGAGCCCCGCCCACUCGGCACUCAGCUCGCUGCAACAACAACAAUCCGAAAGCCGGCCGGCGGAGGCCCUCCAAAGGCGUGUUAAGUUAAGUUAGCCCAUUGAUCGGGACACAAAGACACAAAGCGAGUCCGGGUAUGGUGUAGGCAGCCCGGCCAGAGAAAGCACCUGGGGCACGGCCGACACAUCCCCUGGCUCUCACAUUGAAAAUCGACAAGUCUCCUGAAAACCUGCCGAAACCCGUCACACACUAACCGUGUUUUGCCAACUUUAGCGGGAACGUUGCCAUCAAAAAUAAACUUUAUCCACUCAGCUCUUCUGCCCUCUGAGGUUGGGAGCCGACGUAGCGAUUUGUGCGGGUUAUUGCAGCCAAGAGCAGCGCAUUUCCCGUGCGAAGACACUAUGCUAGCUAGCUGCAAAAAAUGCCGCCCUUUAUAGUCACGUAAGGCAGGUGGGUGGAGAUGUUCAACUGAAGGCGGGGUUAUUAUAAUGAGUUUCCUUCCGUGACGUAAAGGGCGGAAGGAUAUUUGAGCGGCUUGCUGGGUCUGAAAUUUUUUCAAAAGUUUUCAUUUUGGCUGCCCACAACAAAAUGACUGGGUUGUUUUACAUCAAUGUUUGUGUGUUAGUAGGCCCAUCAGAGACUCAAAUGUAUAUGCAAAAACACUGAAAAAGUGAGUUUUGCAUAAUAGGCCCCCUUUAACACUGAUGCAGCAACUACAUGGAGGCAACUGCAUAGCAACUGUCCCACUAUCUAUUUUAGAGAAGGACAGCUGAAGUCAAAAAGGGGGUCUACUUGAGGUGUUAUGAGUAAUUAUCAUUUGCCUUGAGAGAAAAAAAAACCUCUCCAGUAAAGUGCCGGUAAAUGGAGUCGAAAACCAUAGAGAGGAAUGGUCACCGCACACUCACCAAUCCUACCAGUACACCUACCAGUCCGCCAGUACUACCUAAAGCAAAUUUGUUAAAACUUUGAUCAUAUAAAUAACAUUUUGCAUUGUAGCUACAAGUGUGUGGUGACUUUCUUCUGUCAUUCACUAACAAAUACCUGUCAGUCAUGUCACUAUGAUUAAUUCAUUUGCUACUUUGAACAGACAAUUGUAAUACAUUCCCCUAUCUUCCUUAGAACAAACUGUAUUUUACUGUACACUAUAAGUGCUGCUUUAACGGACUGGAUGGAUGCAUUUGCCAAUACUGGAUACGACUUUGUCAGCCCAGAUACAUUCAUGCAUUUAAUUGCUGUGUAUAGCCACUAUCAAUAAACUUCUAU
Lampris incognitus (smalleye Pacific opah) is the source of this 4423-nucleotide messenger RNA. RefSeq names its product zinc finger, C2HC-type containing 1A (gene zc2hc1a). Bases 73 to 1017 code for a protein of 314 amino acids. NCBI's taxonomy places the organism in Eukaryota, Metazoa, Chordata, Actinopteri, Lampriformes, Lampridae. The transcript has 10 exons. The record is from RefSeq and is a predicted model, not a curated record.